Python bivittatus (Burmese python) is the source of this 1073-nucleotide messenger RNA. RefSeq names its product cholecystokinin (gene CCK). NCBI's taxonomy places the organism in Eukaryota, Metazoa, Chordata, Lepidosauria, Squamata, Pythonidae. The record is from RefSeq and is a predicted model, not a curated record. Gene Ontology annotation, biological process: digestion. Gene Ontology annotation, molecular function: neuropeptide hormone activity. Gene Ontology annotation, cellular component: extracellular region; axon.
GUGUCUCUUCUCUCGGGUGGACAGCAGAUACCUGCACUUGAUCUGAAAGCUAUGUAUAGUGGAAUUUGCAUCUGCCUGUUCCUGGCUGUGCUGUCCUCAAGCUCCUUGGGACAGCAGAUAUCUGGAUCCCAACAUGCCAAUCCUGCGGUGACAGAUCUUGAGCAGAGUUUGCUAGAAAAUCACCGGCACACACGUAUUCCAACCUCAGGGAGACCUAUCCAGCUGGUAGAUGGCAGCAUUGAUCAAAAAGCCAACCUUGGAGCUCUGUUAGCCAAAUAUCUCCAGCAAGCCCGAAGAGGUUCUACCGGGAAGGCCUCUGUGAUGGGAUUACAGAAUUUUGACCCUACACACAGGAUAAAGGACAGAGACUACAUGGGCUGGAUGGAUUUUGGACGUCGCAGUGCUGAAGAAUAUGAAUACUCCUCUUAAAGAUUGUCCACCUUUGCUUAAAAUAAAUGAAAAUCAAGUCCUUGUACAGAAAUAUGUUUUUCUGUAUAGAAAAAUGUUGACAUCCUUUACAAAUUGGUGUUUAAAAAAUAUAUGUAUUUGAUGUAAAUUUGUCUGUAAAACUAUACAAUUAUAUUAUAUAAACAUAUGCAGAAUUUUCAAGAAAAACAUCUUUCUCCUUGAGUUUCUUACUAUCCACUGUGGAUACAUUUAAAGUAUCUCAUUCAUUUCUUGAUAAUUUUAUCACUGCAAAAGAAAUUGUUUGAAAAUUAACACAUGAACCAUUUGUUAAUCUGAGCAAUUUAUGCGUGAGAUGAGAAAAAUGAUAUCACCCAUGGGUCAGAUUCAGACACACUCAAAAGUAAUACUGUUGUCAUCAGUGAGACUUAAAUUUGUCAUGAUCAACUGAAUGGACUACAAUGAGUCUCCUCUACCUAUGACUAAAUCUAGAUUUGAUUCUAUUUGUCUAGAUGUUAAAACUAUAGAAGAGUCAUUAUGGCAGUGCAUUUACAAUUUAGUCAAAUAAUUUUCUAGCCAUAUUAUGAUCUCUGGUUAUUUGAUUUUGUGCAAUAAAUGUGAAAAAUCUGCUAAAAUCAUUCAUACUAGAAUAAACAGAACAUUCCCUG